AUGAACGUGUCGAUCUCGUUGACGCUCUUCUCGUCGGUUUCGCCGUUGGAGCGUGGUCUUCUGGCGGUUGCCGUGGCGAUGUUCUUCCUGUCGGCGGUGCUGUCGACGUUCCUGAGCGCCGUGAUCCGGUCGGACGCCCGUCUGCACCGCCCCGUCUACGUCCUCCUCGCCAACCUGUCCCUGUGCGGCGUGCUGGGCGGCGCCGCGCUCUGCCCCGCCCUCCUGCGCUUCCUGCUGUGGGGGCGGAGUCGCCUGUCGUUGGUCGACUGCCUGGUCCAGAUCUUCUUCACCAACGUGUACACGGGCGGCGUCUUCUGCCUGCUCGCCCUCAUGGCGUUCGACCGCUACGUGUCCAUCUGUCUGCCGCUGCGUUACCACAGCAUCGUGACGCCGCCCAGACUCCGCCUCCUGCUGCUCUCGCUCUACGGCUUCCUGUUGGCGGCGGCGGCGGUCCAGGUGUACCUCACGUCUCGCGAGGCCCUGGCGCGAGAGGUCAGACUGAGGUCAGAGGUCAGCACAGAGGGGUCAGAGGUCGCGGCUGACAGCUCCACAAGCUCCUCCCCCACAGACACAGCCCCGCCCAUGCCCUCAGCCCCGCCCACGACCGCCCCGGCCACGCCCUCAGCCCCGCCCACGACCGCCCCGGCCACGCCCUCAGCCCCGCCCACGGCUCCAAGAAGCAGGUCGGCGUCCUCUCCCAGAAUCCUCGGCUCUCUGCAGGGACUCUUCUCGAAGAGGCGGGGCCGCUCGCUCAGCCUGGAGGUGGAUCUGCUCCAACCAAUCACGUUCAGCGUCUCCACGGGAGCGCCGCGCCGAGCCAUCCACGUGUGGGAGGAUGAGGCAGUGCACUGUGUUCGUUUUAGUCGAUGUGCUGAAGUCUUCGCCACCGCCGACGACGACCGACGCCUCCGAGUCUGGAACAUCCACAACGGUGGUUUUUCUGUCGGUUCGUCUCUUUUUGGAUUCACUGAGUCUGUGACCUGCAUCGACUUCGACCAAACCGGGUUUCGAGUUUUGGCCUCAUCAUAUGACAAGUCUGCGUUACUAUGGCAACUGGACGACCCCCAGCCCAAGCUCACACUCACAGGACAUCGCAGGAAGGUUUGUGCGGCUCGUUUCUGCUCGACGCCUCCUCUGGUGGUGACAGGAAGUGCAGACGGCUCCAUCCGACUGUGGGACCUGCAGAGAGAAGCCUGCACUCGUGUCCUGGAGGCGGGCUCUCACUGCUCUGACCUCGUCUGCUCCGACUCGUCUGUGAUCAGUGGACACUUCGACGGACGACUGCGCCUCUGGGACCUCAGGUCGUCGGUCUCGUGUGUUCUGGAGCUCCGGGUCCCAGACCGGGUCACGGGUCUGGACUUGAGUUCGGACUGUCAGCUGUUGUUGGGCUGUUGCCGUGACGACGGGCUGCACCUGUUCGACCUGAGGGGGCGGAGCUUCGCACACACCUGUCUCCGAGCGGACGGCUUCAGCUGCGGCAGCGACAGCAACAAGGCCGUGAUCAGUCCUGACAGGGCUCUGGUCGCUGGAGGUUCUUCAGACGGAGCCGUUUAUAUUUGGAACGUUUCAUCGGGACAAGUCCAGACCAGACUCACGGACCAGCACAGCUCCUCCCUCGGGGGCGUGUCCUGGAGCGUCAGUGGGCGGUACUUCGUCAGUGUUGAUAAAAGGAGGCGGGCCGUUCUGUGGAGUGACAUCUGAAGUGUCCAAUCACAGCCCUGGUCCUGUUUGAACGGUCCAAUCACAGCCCUGGUCCUGUCUGAACGGUCCAAUCACAG
This is a messenger RNA of Boleophthalmus pectinirostris (great blue-spotted mudskipper), 1778 nucleotides long. RefSeq names its product protein Atg16l2-like. NCBI's taxonomy places the organism in Eukaryota, Metazoa, Chordata, Actinopteri, Gobiiformes, Gobiidae. The record is from RefSeq and is a predicted model, not a curated record. Gene Ontology annotation, biological process: G protein-coupled receptor signaling pathway; autophagosome assembly; negative stranded viral RNA replication. Gene Ontology annotation, cellular component: autophagosome membrane. Gene Ontology annotation, molecular function: G protein-coupled receptor activity; protein binding. Bases 1 to 1701 code for a protein of 566 amino acids. The transcript is spliced from 14 exons.